Hipposideros armiger (great roundleaf bat) is the source of this 3238-nucleotide messenger RNA. It is a transcript of the gene STC2, whose product is annotated as stanniocalcin 2. The record is from RefSeq and is a predicted model, not a curated record. Gene Ontology annotation, cellular component: extracellular region. Gene Ontology annotation, molecular function: hormone activity. Gene Ontology annotation, biological process: intracellular calcium ion homeostasis. The transcript is spliced from 4 exons. Lineage: Eukaryota; Metazoa; Chordata; Mammalia; Chiroptera; Hipposideridae. Bases 1527 to 2435 code for a protein of 302 amino acids.
CCAGCCGGAGGGUGGGGACGGCGGGGGAGGGGCGCGCCUACUCGGGGUACGUGCGGCGGGGCGCACAACCGCAGCGCUGCGUCCCCGCCCUCCCCCAGCCCUGCUAGACCCCAGAGCUGCGCCGUCGGACUGACGGUGCCCGGAGCAGUUCCUGUCCUGGGCCCCGGCGCUGGGGAGACGUGAGCGUGCACACGUACACACACAGCUGGGGAAGAGGCGCCCCGAGCGACGCCCAACUUUCUCCCCGCUUCCGCGAGCCAGCGGAGAAGGCAGCUGGGGGCAAUCCAGCCGCUGUGCUUAGGAAGGGAGCUCCAAGGAGAAAGGAGAAGAGAUGGGGAGAAUCUCUUUGGGUUUGGGGGGAUUUUUUUUUAACCAUUUCCAUCCACUGACUGAAGAGUCGAGGGAACCCGAAGCGGGGCGGCGAGGAGCGCUUUGGGAACAUGGAAGAGUGUGUUUGGGGGAGCGUAGAGUUGCUUUCAAGCUCCCAGGCGAGCGACGCUCCACCGCAGGUUGAGUCAGGGCUGCCUGAGCCUUUCUGCCACCCGCCUGGAAAUGAUGCGAGUCCAGCCUGCCACCUGGAUCCCUGCAGCCCGGCCCGAAAUCCGUCUGGAUUGGGAGAGAGGCAAGAAACUGGUACCCUAGGUGUUGCGAGGCCCACCAAAGAGAGGCAAAAAUAAAGGGGGAACAUGGGGCAGUUGCUCCGGCCAAGUCCUCUCUAGUGCUUUUGCUCCUGCCUGACAUAGUUUGAGGGAUUUUUUUAAUGCAAAGUGUGACAACGCCAGGAAUUCCCAGAUGUGCUCAGUUUGCCCCCAGCAUCACGGUGCCCAGAAAACUCCUCCAAUCUGUCAAGGCCUCGGGGACGGGAGUCUCACUGAAUUCCAAAAGGCGGAAAGAGGAAACUUCCCCAGCCUGAUGCGGGAGUGAUGCGAGCCAGGGGCUCCGGGGGCGCAGUCCCAGAGCAGCAGACCGUCCCCUCUCGCCCUCCUUUGACUGCUACCGGAGCUGCGAUUCGCUUUCACUUCAGUCAGUUCGGCCAUUGCCCUGCAGCCCCCGCACACGCAUCUCCGGCCACACUCUCACACGCACACAAGCGCGUGGCCACCGCCAGGUCGGCAACUUUGUCCGGCGCUCCCAGCGGGGCUCGGCUUCCUCCCGUAGUAGUUGGGCGCAAGCCCCGCCUCCCGGCCGUGUUGUCAAACGGGCCGGGGUCUCGGAUUGGUCCAGCCGCCGGGACAACACCUGCUCGACUCCUUCAUUCAAGUGACACCAGAGCUUCCAGGGAUAUUUGAGGCACCAUCCCUGCCAUUGCCGGGCACUCGCGGCGCUGCUAACGGCCUGGUCACAUGCUCUCCGGAGAGCUACGGGAGGGCGCUGGGUAACCUCUGUACGAGCGGCGGCUGCGAGGAGGAGGGAAAAGGCGAGCCAGGAGGAAGAGCGGGAGGAGGGGACGCAGCGAAGGAGGAGGAAGAGGGGGAGGGGAGCACAAAGGUUCCAGGUCUCCGGGCGGGAGGUUUACACCAAGAACCAUGUGUUCUGAGCGGCUGGGCCAGCUCGUGACCCUGGCUUUGGUGUUGGCCACCUUCGACCCGGCGCGAGGGACCGACACCACCAACCCGCCGGAGGGUCUCCAAGACAGGGUCUCCCAGCAGAAAGGCCGCCUGUCCCUGCAGAACACAGCGGAAAUCCAGCACUGUUUGGUCAACGCUGGCGAUGUGGGGUGUGGCGUGUUUGAAUGUUUUGAGAACAACUCUUGUGAGAUUCGAGGCUUACAUGGGAUUUGCAUGACGUUUCUGCACAACGCUGGAAAAUUUGAUGCUCAGGGCAAGUCAUUCAUCAAAGACGCCUUGAAGUGUAAGGCCCACGCUCUGCGACACAGAUUCGGCUGCAUAAGCCGGAAGUGCCCGGCCAUUAAGGAAAUGGUGUUCCAGCUGCAGCGGGAAUGCUACCUCAAACACAAUCUGUGCUCUGCCGCCCAGGAGAACACGCGCGUGAUGGUGGAGAUGAUCCACUUCAAGGACUUACUGCAACAGGAACCCUAUGUGGACCUGGUGAACCUGUUGCUGACCUGUGGGGAGGAGGUGAAGGAGGCCAUCACCCACAGCGUGCAGGCGCAAUGUGAGCAGAACUGGGGGAGCCUGUGUUCCAUCUUGAGCUUCUGCACCUCGGCCAUCCAGAGGCCCCCCACAGCACCUCCUGAGCGCCAGACCCAGGGGGACAGAACAAAGCUCUCCAGGACCCACCAUGGGGAAACAGGUCACCACUUCUCAGAGCCCAGCAGCAGGGAGGCCAGCCGAGGUGCCAAGGGCGAGCGAGGCAGCAAGGGCCACCCGAACACCCACACCCGGGGCAGAGUGGCCAGCCAUGGGGCCCCGGGAACUUCUGGAAGCAGCGAGUGGGAGGAUGAACAGUCUGAAUAUUCUGAUAUCCGGAGGUGAAACGAAAGGCCUGGCCGGGAAACCUUUCCUCCACGCCGUCCAUUUUCUUCUCUAUGGACAUUCCAAAACAUUUGCCAUUAAAGAGGGGGGAUGUCACACGCAGGAUUUGGUGGGGAUUGCGGACUUGACGAAGGUGUAUGUUAGCAGAAUGAACAGGUGAGACGGAGGCAGCAGUACGGCCUCGGCUGGCCCCGGUGGGCUCCACACUUGCACCUCCUGAGGGAACGUGCCACGUGUUCUCCUUGCGAUUUUGUCUUCUUUGCAUCCAUGGAGCCACCGAGCGGCCUGCGGUUUCCUCUGCUGGGGGGGACGGUGGGCCGGGGAGGGGGCAGGGGCAGCAGGCCCACCUGGGCUGGACCACACACUUGACGCUGGGUUCGCCCCACAGCUUCUAGUGCUGUCUUGGUGGAGGGCGGCUGGGUUCCGGGGCAGGAGUAGACGUGAAAAUCUCGCUGGGAAUGAGGGGGAGCGUGGAGAGGAGGCAGGGGCCGUGGGGGUGCUUGGUGCCAAACGGAAGUUCAGCUUCUUGCAUGGGACCUUGAGGUUCGGAGCUGCUUGCGGGGGGAGGGCCAGGGUUCUAGGCGUAACUUCUGAGCCGUUGUUCUGUGCAGGGACCCUGUCCAAGGGAGCGGCCCCUGUGUGUUUGUAUUUUAACCACUGCUUCCAGUCUCGAUUUCACUUUUUUAUUUAUCCAGUUACAUCUACCUACUACAUAUCUGUCGUCUAAAUAAAUGGCUUUCAAACAAAGCAACUGGGUCAUUAAAACCAGCUCAAAGGAAAAACAAACCAAAAAAAAAAAAAAC